This is a messenger RNA of Caenorhabditis angaria, 660 nucleotides long. NCBI's taxonomy places the organism in Eukaryota, Metazoa, Nematoda, Chromadorea, Rhabditida, Rhabditidae. The record is from the annotation of a GenBank genome assembly.
AUGAUGUCAACAAACUCGGUAAUUGUUCAAAAACCUCCAAACACACUGUAUUGUUCUUUCUCAAUUUAUGUUACUACUUGUAUUCUGGCUAUGUUUCAAAUUAUUCUAACCUCAUUUAUGGCGUAAGUUUAUUAGUUUUUCUUUCCAAUACAUUGGAAAUCACUCACCGCAACAAAAUAAUUGAAUUUCAGAAUCUUAUACAAGAAAGUGUUGGAAGGUGGAAGUUAUAUAGUUCACAUUGUUUUCUGGAUCCAUAUUUAUUGCAUCUUUGUGUCCACAAUCUUCUUUGUCUUCUGUGUUUACAAACGAAAAAUUGGAUCAGCCUAUGAAAUUGUUCUCCACGCAUACCUUCUUUGUGUUGUCAGUUCCCCGUUUUUUUUCAAAAUCUUCUACCUAUAAUUUUUUUCAGCUUCUCAAUGGCUUGACUUCAUUCUUCGGCGUAAUGUAUAUCCCACUUUUUUUCUUGCAAACUUCUCAUUCUUUCAUGGAAGGUAAGAAAGAAGUGAUAUUGAUUUUCAGCGCAGAAACAAUGUUUUUUUUGCAGGAGUCGAUUUUUUCGUCUGUUUCGCUGCUAGUGCUCUUCUUCUCGGUCUUCAAUGGGCCAUCAAACAGGUCACCGAACAAAUGUUACCGGUCAUGGAACACGAUUUCAAAGUUUAA